Trypanosoma theileri is the source of this 4254-nucleotide messenger RNA. RefSeq lists its product as uncharacterized. NCBI's taxonomy places the organism in Eukaryota, Euglenozoa, Kinetoplastea, Trypanosomatida, Trypanosomatidae. The transcript has a single exon. Gene Ontology annotation, molecular function: protein binding. The record is from RefSeq and is a predicted model, not a curated record. Bases 1 to 4254 code for a protein of 1417 amino acids.
AUGAGUGAUAACGAAUAUGAUGAGACACCUUCUCCUGUUGCUACAGUGAUUGUACGACGACAGUGUUUUCCCCGUGUUCCACCCGAAUUACUGUUAAGAGAACACGCGGCAAGAUUUCGUUUGACGGGUCUCACGAUGGCAUCACUAUUAGAAGCCGUUACUCCACGUGUGUAUAGUGCCGUACCGCCUUUUGUGGCACAGACAGAUCUUAGUGGUGAAGUCAAUCACGAGUUUAUUGAUGUUUUACUAAAGGAAAUGAGGAAAAUGCCAACAGUUUCACGGGAAAAUAUUAAGGAAUCAAGUAUUACAAGGAGAAAAAUUCCUCACGAAGAAGAAGAUGUGAAAGGACCUUUAGGAACAAUAAAAUCGCAUCCUAAAUCAUUAAAUACUACACUUGGAGAAAAAGUGAAUGUACAAGAUGAUGAUGAUGAUGUACCAUUUAUAUUUGAAGAAGCUAGUCCCUCUCGCAUCACUGCCACUGGAAUUGUAAGAAGAAAAGGUAUUGUGGUUGAUACGGCAGAUACCAGUGGAGAGAGUAUAAGUAAUCCUCGUAUGUCUACUAAACUUGAAACAACCAUACAUGAUUCUGAAUUAGAGGAACGUGAAAUUUUAUGGGGAUAUGAUAGUGGAGCAGUGGUACAUGUAACUUUACGAACCUUUGCUCUUGAUCUUCAGGUAUUACGACAAUAUGAAACUUUACAGCCAAUGAGUCGUCGUCGCCGUCGUAGUAGUACUACUAGCCCAAUACAAGUUGAUGGGAGAGAAGGAGAUAUCAAUGAAGACGCCAGUUAUUGUUCUAGUAGUAUACUAUUUGAGAGAGAAGGUUCUACUGUAAAAUCUGGAAAAGAUGCAGAUGAACAUGAUGAUAUGAUUGAUAUUAUGAAAGAACGAGCCCCAUAUGGUGUUUCACUUUUAGGAUAUCAUCCUGUUGGACCUGUUUGUUGUUUAGUGUAUGAUACUAUUAAUGAUCUUGCCAUUUCUGGAGGAGCUGAUGGUUCAUUAUUUGUAUGGGAUUUACAUCAACGAUAUAGAGCAGGAUAUCGAGACCGUCAUGUAAAUGAAGAAGAAUUACGACAAAUGCGUCCCACACAACAAUUCUCUACAUAUGUUAAAACACGAAGACUCAUACAACGUCUUCGUUAUGCUCAUAAUGGUGCUAUUAGUACUCUUUCGACUCACUGUGAAUUAUUACUUAGUGGUGGUGUAGAUGGAACUGUAAAAGUGUGGCAAAUUGAACAACCACACAUUCGUCCUUUUUCCUCUGGACCACCACAAUAUGUUGAAAGACAAGUUUUUCGCUGCCGUGGAUGGGUUAGACACAUUUGGUGUGCUUCUGAACGUAAUGUACAGGGUGAUGAUAUAUAUAUUACUAGUGAAAGUGGUGAUAUUACAUGUCUUAAAGGUUCUACAGCUUCACAACAGCCAAUUGUACAAUCUCCACGAGGACGACAUAAUAUUCUCUUAGAUGCUCUUCGUAAAUCAGGGAGUCCAAUCAUCCCUCCCUAUAUUGGUAGUAAGAGACGGAUUAAAACCUCUGUACAGUUUCCAACACUUAACUCUCUUGUAAAAGCAAAAAAGAAUGAAGAUGAGGGUAUACUUCCAGAUUUAUCACCUAGCGAAAAUAAAGCGUUUAAACUUCUUAAUAAGGGUCUUAUUUCACGAGCCCUGCGUAAAACUCGAACAUUACAAACUAUCAGUGAAGAAGCACGUUUGGUAAGUACCGUUGGUAAUAGGUCUACUGUUCGAGAAGAGAGUACAAGCGCUAUUACAAGAAUUAUACCUCUAGCAGAGCGUAAUCUCUUUAUUACUGUAGGAUAUAGUUCAAUAGUACGAUUUCUUGAUAUGAGUCGAAGAAGUUUAGCAGGAGUAGUAGAACAUCCUUAUCUUUCUGCUGCACGUGAAAAGGGUAAAGGAAAAGGUAGUGGUAGUGGUAAUCAUCAGCCAAAUUCAAUGAAAAAAGAAUCAAAUGAUGGAGAUGGUGAAGAUGUACAAUUUAAAACAAAUAAAAAUGGUACUUCUCUAUUGGCUAGUUUUGGUGGUACUUCUCAUGGUCCAAUAUCUGGUAAGAAUGAAGCAUUGCGUUUUAUUGAUGUCUUGUACGUUUCAUCUUGUGAUUAUCUUAUUUUAUUAGAUAAUCGUAAUACUGUUUUUGUAUGGGAUUAUGCUGAAAAGAAAAUAUUGACCUCUUGGGUUGUUCCUCAAAUGAAUGAAGGUGGAAAAAAUAACGUGGCUUUAUCUCUAUUACCAUGUGGUACACGUCAUUAUGAAAAUAGUUUUUUUCGUAGUAAGAAUCGUAUACAACGUCGAACACUUUAUAGGCCUCAACGACGUAUAGCCUGUUAUUAUCAACGUUCAAAUGAGACGGAAAGAGAUGUUAACAUAGAUGAUGAUUUAGCAGGUGUUAUUAGAAUUCCAUUCUUUGUUGUAUGUAGUAAGAGUUUAGAGUUAUGUGAUGUUGUGGUGGAAUCUCACGCACGAUUGGAAUUUCAAGCACAUCAAGAUAACAUUGUUGGAAUCUUUAUUCGUCCAGAUCCUCUUUCAUCACCUCCAAAGGAUAAUCAUAUGAAGAAGGAAACUUCAGUAAAAGCUGCUAUUGUUGUGGAAAAAUCUGAAUCUCUUAUGAAAGAAACAUUAGCUACCGCAGAUAAUACGACUGAUAAAAAAAGUGAAUAUAAUGAAGAAAUUAGGAACCCUAAUGUUGGUAGUGAAAAAGGUGAGACAAAGUUACAUAAUAACCAAGAUAUAUCUCUACGAUUUCAAAAGUCAUUUGGUAAAACAGAAGAUAGUAAUCGUCUUCGUGUCUUAUCUUGUUCUGUAGAUGGUACUAUUCGUUUUUGGGGAAAUAUGUUUGAACCACUUCGUUCAUUUGAUCAUAAAUCAAUUGCUAAGAAAAAUGCAAGAUAUUGUACAACUACUAUUCAUAAACCAGUUUCAUCUGGUGAUACAAUUUCCCCUUUUGAUGCACCACCUCGUAUCUUAAAAGAUAAGAGAACAGGUGAAAUAAUUGAGGUUGAAAAUGAUGGUUGUGAUGAUACAACAAGUUUUUAUUAUAGUUCUCGCUGGAAUUUAGCUAUAACUGGACAUGAUGAUGGUAGUAUACGUUGUUGGCCUUGUAAUCAACAAAUGAUAACAUUUGUAUGGCAUAAACGAAUUCAUCGUAAUGCAGUUUCUGGACUUGUGGAAGCUCGUAUUGGAAAGACAGAGAAACAAAGACGUACAGAAAUUCUUCAAGGGAAAUCUCUUGUAGAUGUUUCUGGUCAUAAAUUUAUUGAAUUACUUGCCACUGUAUCGUAUGAUGGGUAUUUAGCGGUGUGGGAACGACCGGAACAGGCAAAGAUGCAGUUAUUUGCACGUACUCGUGUGAGUUCGAAUGAGUUACUUUGUGUGGCUUUUGAAGAAAUAAAUGAAUUAUUUAUUGUGGGUGAUAAUAGUGGGGCAGUGAGUUCUUGGAAUGCACGGGAUUUGGAACCACGAUGUAAAAUCCCUUCACGACCAACAUCACCCUGGCGACCAGUCACCACAACCAAUUUCGCUUCAACAAUCUCUAACAUCUCCCCAUCAGGUACGAGAAGUGAUGAUGGUAGCGCUGUUAGUUCUAUAAGAACAAAACGAGUUGGACAUAAAGAGGCGGUGACGGCUCUUCUUGUGGAUGGAAAUCUCGUUUUCUCCGGUGGUGAGGAUGGACGUGUUUUUCUCUGGGAUCUUAACUUUGGAGUUCUAAUACGGGAAUACUUUCUUCUUCACGACACAGAGGCUAUUGGAAUACACCGACAACGUCGAAAGAAGGAAAGUAUUCCAAAGAUGUAUGAUACCGCAAUGUAUAGUAAUGAGAGUAAUUCUCGUAUCAUUAAAACUACUAAUCCAACUAUGGGGGAAGAAAAUAUGCCGCGGUUUUCAAGUGAAAAUGUUACUUGUAUUGUUUUAUUAAAACGUCGUCGCGGUGAUUUUCUAGUUGCUACCCGUGAAGGUUGGAUUUAUCACUUUAAACAAAAUGAAUCUUAUCCUUUUUCUACAUAUGAGCAUAAUUCUUCUAUUCGAUGUAUGUGUGUUUUACAAGAAGGUUGGGAAAGUGAAGAAGAAGAAAGGGAAGCAAAAGGAAGAGAUAAUUAUGUAGGAAGAAGUUCAGAGAGUAGAAGUGUGGAACUUACAGGGCUUUUUCUUCGAACCACUGAUCUUGCAUUUGAAGUGGCCCUUGGGUGUGAAAAUGGAAAAAUAGCUGUAAUAAGAGAAGCUUAUUUUUCAGCUACUGUGUGA